GUGUAUUAUAUUUAAGCUUUCUUUCACUAAAGUUUCGGAUUGCUCCAGCGCACUCAUAGAUAAUUUUUGUUUCAAAAUACAAUGGCUUAACAAGGAAAUUGUUCUUCUGCCCAGUCGUUGGAAUUAGCUCUCAAACUAAUUAGUGGACCCCUUCACUAGAUCCCGGAAAAACAAGUGGGACGGUACAAACCAAAAUGUUUUACCAUAUAAAGUUAGAACAUGAAAUAUUAUUACACCCUAAAUAUUUUGGACCGAAUCUAACAGAAACAGUGAAAACCAAAUUGUUUUCAGACGUCGAAGGAACUUGCUCCGGAAAGUAUGGCUUUAUCAUCGCUGUCACGAACAUAGAGCAUAUCGGUGCUGGUAUAAUACAGCCAAACAGAGGAUUUGUGCAAUACCGUAUAGUAUAUCGUGCCAUCGUCUAUCGGCCUUUCAAGGGCGAGGUCGUCGAUGCUAUCGUUACCCAGGUUACUAAGGUUGGGGUGUUUGCGGAAGCUGGUCCUCUCACUAUUUUUAUUUCUAAAUAUUCUGUCCCUUCCAAUAUUAAAUUUGAAGGUGCUGAGACAACCACCGAUGGUCUCAACGAUGAAGAUGAAGAAGAGACCCAAACAGUGCAGAUUGAAGAUCGCAUUAGAAUCCGCAUAAUUGGUCUCCGAGUUGACGCCAGUGAUAUUGUAAGUUUCGCUUACUUUAAGGAUUUCAUCCAACAUAACCAGUGUUUGAGACCACUGUCUCACUUAUAAAUGAGUCGAUCCUUCAUAUUUCCGUUUUUCACUUAGUUACAUUUUGUAAACCCAACUUGGAGCGACACAUUUUUGUCAGGUACUGCUCUAUUUGUAACUGAUUGACAGACCUAAGUUUUGUUAUCAUACUAAAAAAUUAUGGUAAUGUAUGUUUCAUAUUGUCAAAAGAAGUGCCUGUUUCCCACUGACCACAAAUGAUACCCGGCAAUCCUUUCGGUAGCAAUCUGUAAUCAAUGUUACAAGUAUUCCUCAAAGUGAUCAAGAAACCUCGCUCCCUUUCGAGUCAUGCUUUCAGUAUUCCUUCAUUAUAAACCAGUGUGGGGACUUAGAACUAUGAUUUACAGUUGAUGGUUAAGGUUAAGAUUCAGAAUUAGGGUUCUCAUCACAAAUUGAUAUCAUCUAAAAUUCCAAAACUGUUUAGCCAAAUGGAUUAAUGAAUUUCGCGCCAAAAUUCGAGACGUGUUACCUUAUACCUGAUUGGUUAGUUCAAAAAUUAUAGUUUCGCUUAUAUUUUAUAAUUAUAGACCAAUAUUUAGCUGCAGUAUUUAAAUCCCGAACGAGCCCGAACUUGACUCGAACACUACCAGUCGAGUCAGAGCUUAUGGCGAACUAUCAUCUGAUUCUGCAAUCUCAAAUGGUGUCUAGCAAGGCUGUCCACUAUCUCCGUUUUUGUCUAAUUUCAUUAUAGACCUACUGCUUGACAUAACGAUCUCGCCGUCUGAAUUUUCGGGAGUUGAUCUACCAGGAGGUCCACUUCUUGCCUUAUAAUAUUCAGAUGACAUAGUCCUGUUUGGUGAAUACGCUGAUGAAAUGCAGUCUUUUGGUAUCACUGAGCAACAAUGCCAGGAUGCUUGGAAUGUGUUUCUCCCCCUCUAAAUCUAAAUUGUUGCUCCAGGACUGGCCUGUGUCAACACCUAAACUAAGGAUAGGGAGUGAGGUAGUCGAACACGUCGACAACUUCACUUAUCUUGGAAAUCUGAUCAGUCCUAAUGGGUUGGUGUCUGACGAAACUUCGACACGGAUUCAGAAAGCUCGUUUGGAUUCUGCCAACUUACGUCAUCUGUAGAGAAGGCGAGAUAUACUCUAUCUUCUUGCCCUGCUGACAUGCUACAGGAGCCUUGGUCGAUGCACAUUUGUGCCUGUUUAUUAUAAGAAACUGAUCUCUGCAGUAAUAUAAGCCGUAAGAUGUACCGUAAUUCCGUAUAUUUAUUCGUUUGCUUGCUUCGGUUUGGGCGCACGGUCAGUAUUCCAGCCCUCACGCAAAUCGAAUGAUUUAUGUGAAGCAUAUUUGUUUGGUGCUUCCUUGGGCCAAUAUUUAUGUGUUUAAAUAAAUAAAUAAUUCGCUUGAGGACAACCGAAUAAACUCACUUAUAAUUAUUUCAAUUUUUCAAAUCAUAGUUUUAAAUUUCGCCGUGCAUACCUUUGUAAAAAUGAAUAUUAUUUCUUCUCUGUAAGUUGAUAUUAUUAUUGCUUUUUGGUCAGAAAUAGUCUUUUUUUCCAGUCAAUAUUACGAUUUUGUAUUUCACAGUUCUUUUAUCCAUACAAGUUAGUCGUCUGUAAAGACUUAAUUAGUCAUAAACGCUUAUCUAUGUACUACUUCUAUAUUCCUGACCUGGACUUUGAUUUUUUUUCAUAGUUCGCCGUCGGCACACUAAUGGAUGAUUAUCUUGGUGAGUUAAGUUGAAUUACGUAUGUAAAUAUAUCAUUCUGAUUGGUGUUUUUAUAUUGUUUCAAUAGAAAAUUGAGAAACAAAUAUUUCGUAUAUGUAGUAUCAAUCUAAAGGCAGUUCUCAGUCACUGAUUUGACUGUUAGUUGACAUUUGUGUAACGGUUUGGGUCACUGGUUCAAAUAUUUCUUUCGUUUACCUAUGUCUUACCAAGUAUUUGUUAAACCAAUAUAAAUAAUAACAAUUAUUUCGUGUUGAAUUUCGAUUUGCUCUGAAAGUUAUUUAGUUUUACAAUGCAAAACCUCAAUACAUGCUACUUGAGCUAGUUUUUGUGUUCCUAGUGAUAAUAUUUGAGGGCCCAUCGUUCAUAUUUAUAAACAUCCUAACAAAUGUAGUGUUUCUAUAUCAUUAGAUGGUUAAUUCCGUCAAAAACUACAAGUGAUAUAUUUUAUUUCGUCACAUUAAACCUAUAUCAAUAAGUAGCCUCAACUAUGUAUACCUCUGAAUCGUUUAUUUGUAAGCAUUCAUACAUAAAACGGUCUCAUUUGUCAUCGAGGUCUUAUUUACCCGUUUGUCUGGGUAUUUCUUAAAAUUUGUGCGUGGUGAAUGGUUCAGGGUUUGCUAAAUGCCCUGGUACGGCCGAGAGUGGAGAGAGCACUCUCGAAAUGCUCUCACACGGCCACGCGUAUACAGCCUCUGCCAGGGAAGUCCAGCUCACUGCCUUCUCGUGGCGGUGUGUUUACGAAAUGGAGAGGACGAAAAGCGUAUGAACCAAUCGUUGGUUACAGGCUACCAUGGCACUGCAUCUCCUCACGAUGCUCCACUGCCUUGUGGAUCAGACCUUCAGGUCAAAGGCUCGGGGCGUGGCUCCCUAAGAAAACCACCUGUUUCAGUUCGGGCACCCAGGCAGUAUCACAGCCCUCACAAAAAUAUGAAAUGACAAUUUUUUUGUGUGGCGCAUAUAUAUCUGGUGCCCUCUUGUACCAAUAUUUAUUUGUUCAAAUAAAUAAAAUAAAUUACUCUUCUACAUCGUUCUCCGUUUUGAUGUCUUGCAAAUUCUAUAGUGCAUAGUAAAAUCUUCUUGUAUGUUUAAGGUUUUUUAUGUUGGGUUCAGGGACAUAAAGAAGUCUUUUGAAUAAGCCAAAUAUUCAUGUUUUCACGAAAUUCAAUUCACUUUAGUUACUUGACACGUGAUUGAUGUCAGUAGAUAACACAACAGUUACUCUUCACUCUGCAUCAUCUUGAAAUAUCUUUGUUUUGAUUAAGAUUUUAUGCACAUGGCUGAGUACUUCUUACUCUACUGUACAACUAAGGUAUUCCUAAUCAAUGAAACGCAAUUGGAAUAAUAUUUCCCGAUUCAUAUGCUAAGAAUGAAUUUUUGUUGUGUUACUUGAUUACCUUUAUUUAGAUGACAUGUAAAGGUUAAGUUAUGUGUCAUUGAUUGAUUUUACUCAUUAAAAUGGAUUAGACGAAGUUCAUAUUCUAAUGGUUGGGUGAAACCUUUUAUACAGAAAUAAAUAUGAUUGUCUUGAUUUUAAUUAAUUGCUCAAGUUUCAUUCUAAAGAAAGUUACUUUUAUAUCACUAAUUAUCCUUUUGGUUAUUAUUUUUAAUUCUAUUCUUUUUUCAAUCGUCUAUUAGGUCCAUGCACUUAGUUUCCAAACUGUUGAAUUUUAAUAAAUUUUUCGACUUGAACAUCAUAUUGUUCAGACUAUCUUCCAGUGAAAUCGUCUCGAGGAUAACUGCUUUUGUACAAAUAUGGCGAUCGAUUCUACUGUAAAUAUGUAUAUUUUUUGUAUAAAUAUAAGUGUUUGUUAGUG
Molecule: messenger RNA, 4227 nt
Organism: Schistosoma rodhaini
Lineage: Eukaryota; Metazoa; Platyhelminthes; Trematoda; Strigeidida; Schistosomatidae
Source: the annotation of a GenBank genome assembly